This is a messenger RNA of Symbiodinium sp. CCMP2592, 1038 nucleotides long. NCBI's taxonomy places the organism in Eukaryota, Dinophyceae, Suessiales, Symbiodiniaceae. The record is from the annotation of a GenBank genome assembly.
AUGGCUCGCGGCAGGAGGAGCUCUUCGCGCGUCGUCCUCGUCCUGGGUGCUGGGGUGGCGGCCUAUGUCACCGCCAAAUCACUUCCUGGCUUCGCUUUCACCGGCCUUGGACGCGCUGCAAGCAUGGGCCUUCAGCAGACGACACGGUCAUCGGUGCCAGGAGUAGAACGCCCUUUGCAAGCUCUGCCCAGCCGGCCGGCCCUUCCAGUUGGCAUCGAGGAGGUGACUACGACCAGCUCUUUGCUGGAGAGCAUGGGGCCUUUGGCUGUUGCUGGUCAAGCUGUGGCCGGCCUUGCCGCACUGUACGUCAUCAUGUCCUUUUGCGAAUAUGUGUACCAUCGCUACUUCCAGCAUUUGGGACUGAACAAGGUCGACGCUGUUCGGGCAGUCCGAUCAACCCUCAACUUGUCCACUUUCCGCGGCGAUGGCCAUGUGGAGCAUCAUCGGGAGACAGUCGAGGAAGACAUGAGCCUUACUAUCGAGCCUGGACGCGACCCAAUCUUGGACAUGGACCCCUGGAGAGGUACCUGCUUCCCAUGGGAUGGUUUCGCGAAGAUGAGCGCUGGUGUCAUGCUCCUUGCAUACCCAACCCUGACCUUGCUGGGCUGGUCCGGCUUCGUCAUUGUCCCGGUGGUGAUGACCGCUAUGAUGCUGCACGCAUUGGUUUGGAACGCUCUUCACCCGAACAUGCAUGGCCUGGAAGAUGUCCCGAUGGAGGUUGGUGCGCCAAGCUGGGUCCUCGCCGGCUUGCGUGACUCCGCAGUGUUCAGCUACCUGCGCACGAAUCACGAAGGACACCACAGAGCCACUGGUUCCCACGGCAACUACAACGUUUGCUGCCCUGGAAUGGAUCAAAUCGUUGGCACUACCGUUGACUGUGUGACAGGCGCUCCGCUGCCCAAGCCUGUUCCAGAUUGGGUGACACUGCUUGUGGCCGUCGCCGCUGCUCCGCUUAUGCCUGCUUUUGCGGUCGUUUGCUUGGUGGUGCUGAUCUCUUUCCCUCCUCUUCCGCGAGCUGCCGAGUUGGGAGCCAAAUAA